GGUACUUACCUAAGGUUGAAAACUUAUGUUAUUAUCAUGCGCUCAUAGUAGAUGCCUACUUUUCUGUCUAUCCGCCUCUGCUGCGGCUAUGAGACAUUCUGCAAAGUGACCUGCGCAGUCUGGCCUCGCAUAUAAGAGAUAUCGGUCUAUAGGAGUAUAUGCACACGAUACAUCAGUCAGACAACAUGGGGUUUGAGCCUGAACCCUUCGCAGAAGGCUCUCCAAGUCUCAUUAGAGAUAUAUCAGAAGCCACAUGGACACCACUCUUCCGAAAGAGGUGCUCAUUCGAAUCAAGCUACUUCUUCAAGGUCAUGGAUAAUCUCAUCCGUAAUCCAAAUAUCAAUUCUGCCUGGCUCUUCCGCGCAGAUAUCCUAGUUGAGGGAGACUCUGCGCAGACUCUUGCGCAGAUUGCCGAAACAGACGAGACGGGUCCCAAGCCCCGUGUUGUCCAGUUCGCGGGUUACCGUUUAGAUAAACUGCUCGUUCGAAGACUGAUACCGAGGAAUCCUCAGAGAGAUCCACCUUUAGACCAAACGUGCUUGAUCUACCACAGCUGUGGAGCAGAUGAGAACGACACUUCUUUCUCAAUGGUUGUCUAUAAACCACAUGUCUCUUCCCAUUCUGAUGUGCCGUUUUACCACCCCAAGGUAAAGGGCGUCGCAUUUCACCACGAGUGGAAUACCAAGCUGAAUGAAGGCACUGUUUCCAUUCAUUACCAUUUCUUUGACGACUACGGCUCAUCUCCCAAGUUGGUGAGAACGGGGCUGCACCUGCUAGCCACACUUCAUAAACAUGGAGAGGGGGCCAAAGCGGGAUACGUGAAGCGCGUUCACCAUGAUACUAUCAUUCCUCAAGCUACUGUUCAGUCAACAUACACAAGGCUUAAGAUGAAGUAUGCACGAAGACUCAUCGAAGAAUGGGUCGAGGUCACGGAUCCAGCAAAACACUGCUUCGAGGAUUUGGGAAUAGCUGCGUUUCUUAUUGAGCUCUGGGCCCAAAUGUAUCAAGACUCCCCCUUUCCUGGCUUCGUGGAUAUAGGAUGUGGGAAUGGUCUGCUGGUAUACAUUCUACGUCAAGAGGGCUACUCAGGAUGGGGAUUUGAUGCCCGGAAGCGUAAAUCGUGGGUUAACUUCUCGGAAAGACUCAAAACGUCUUCCGAAGAUGACAUGGACGAAAGUCUGCGUCAACUGGUACUGCUUCCGGGGAUUUUACAAGAUCAGGAUUCACAAGAUGACGAGCUUGCUAAACUGCUUCACGAUGGGAUGUUCCCAAAGGGAACUUUCAUUAUUUCAAACCACGCAGAUGAGCUGACACCGUGGACGCCAAUUCUUGCUACUAUAUCGGACUGUCCAUUCAUGAUGAUACCAUGCUGCAGUCACGACUUGACAGGGGCCAGGUUCAGGGCUGCCGCACCGAAGGAAAAGGGCAAGUCUGCAUCGGCAUAUUCGUCUCUUGUGGAAUGGGUAAAGCAAAUCGCCCACGACUGCGGUUGGGAGGUCGAAACAGAGAUGCUUAGGAUCCCAAGUACACGCAAUACAGGCAUCUUAGGAAGACGCCGUUUAGAGAGUUGGGCCUCUACUGAUAUUCCUGCUAUACUGAGGAAAUAUGGUGGCACGAGUGGAUAUGUAGACAACGCUAUCAAGCUAAUGAAGACGGCUCCAAGAGGCCAUUGAUGAUGACUACGGUACAAACAUAACUGUGCUUUUCAGAGAAUGAACAUCGAAAGACUGCAAGUGAUAGGUACGCAUCCCCAUCCAUCUCAUGAUAUCCUUGUCUGUA
This is a messenger RNA of Xylaria bambusicola, 1779 nucleotides long. RefSeq lists its product as uncharacterized. The record is from RefSeq and is a predicted model, not a curated record. The coding region runs from base 159 to 1673 and encodes 504 amino acids. Gene Ontology annotation, biological process: tRNA methylation. Gene Ontology annotation, molecular function: tRNA (uridine) methyltransferase activity. The transcript has a single exon. NCBI's taxonomy places the organism in Eukaryota, Fungi, Ascomycota, Sordariomycetes, Xylariales, Xylariaceae.